This is a messenger RNA of Bipolaris zeicola 26-R-13, 1764 nucleotides long. RefSeq lists its product as uncharacterized. The record is from RefSeq and is a predicted model, not a curated record. The transcript has 2 exons. NCBI's taxonomy places the organism in Eukaryota, Fungi, Ascomycota, Dothideomycetes, Pleosporales, Pleosporaceae. Bases 1 to 1764 code for a protein of 587 amino acids.
AUGGCAUCCCCACCAGAGUCGAUUACGACCGUCAAUGGAAGACGAUGUACGCGUUCUCGCGCCCGGGUCGCAGUCACAACUCCAACAACUCCAGCCACCGUUGUGACCUCUUCCCAAGUCAUAGCCUCCACUUCUACAACCCCUCAACCAGCGCCGCAGAUACAGACGACGACUCCUCAGGCUCCUUCUCUCCCUCCAUCUCCCCCUCCUCCACCACCACCGCCACCAUCAUCAUUAUCACCAUCAUCGCAGCCGCCCCCACCUCCGGAACAGGCACCACAGCAACCACCUACUAGUACCACCUCACCCACAGUGGAUGCAGUAGCAGGAACAUCGUCGACAGGAGUUGCUCCUCCAUCACCCGUUGAAGUUUCGAGCGCACCGGCCAGUCCCACUGCGCUGCUUGCAUCUGGCACUUCAAUUUCUGUGAACACAAAUCCAGCAGUUCCUGUCGAGUCUGACACAAGUCCACCGUCAUCCAUCACUGCAACAACCGUAGGCCAACCACGGGUGACAGGCUCCCCACUUGCAGGGUCUGCGGGCGAGUCUAAUGAGGGGUCUGCUGGAAUCAUUGCACCAGGUCAGGGGUCCUCCAACAACGAUGAUAGUCCCUUGACUCUGGGUCCCAAUGCGAACCUGGCUGGCAUUUUGGGCGGUGUUUUUGGAGGUAUUGCGGCGCUGGCUUUGAUUAUUGGGCUGCUCUUUCUCGUCCUGCGUAAGCGAAAGUCAAAGCCAAGGAGGUGGAAUGAGAAGAGGCAAAGUAACUCAAGUUUGCUAUCGAGGAUCAGGACAAUACCGACUGGACUAGGCGCAUUCGUUGCAAGGCUGAAAGGAAGCCAAACUGGAUCCACCCAAAACCCUUAUCAACGACAUGUUCCAAAGGCCAGCACGGACUCGAUAUACUUAAGAGACUCUAACGGACGGAUUCGAUCAAACAGUGAGCCACAAGGUGCAUACCCACACAGACGCGCAGGUUCCAGCGGCAGCAUAUCAAGCAAGAAGAGCGACAGGAACCUACUUCGCAAAAAGCCCAGCAGUAUAUCUGCCUAUCGAUUUCCUGAUAUCGCAGAGGAUACAGGCACACCGAACCCAUUCGCAGACCCACAGCAGAUGCGUCCGCUUUUGAUACUCAACCCCGAUCCCAAGAGCACGCCCGCUACACCCCAAGUCCCCGCAGCUACUGCGGAUCCUGAACCAAGAGAUCCAUUCACGUCCGUUUAUGAUCCACCACCAGUCGCGCCAACGCGGGAGAGAGGACCAGCUCAAACUCAUCAACGCGCAAUGAGCUCGAUUUCGGGACAGAGCUCGCAUACUACAUGGUCUCUUUACCCCACAGCGAAUCCGUUCAACGACCCACCUAAUGUACCGCCGCUACCAAACCAGGCCGUAUUGCCACAACACCACCGUCAACGGUCUUCCAUGGCGUUGCCAAACUUCAAUCCGACUGCGACUUUCGAUGCGAACUCGACUUUCGCCACCCGUGAUUCCGGCAUGUUUUUCGGAGAGCCAGGACCGAGUAGACCUACAACCAACAUGUUCACACCGGUUACGCCUGCUCGUCGAACGAUUCGACAAUCUGAUCCAUUCGAUCUUGACCGACCUGAAGUCCUCGGGUUCGGCGGCCUCAGCAGGCAACCUACGCGAACCAAACGAAGGAGCAGCGUGAAUAAUUGGUACAGCACUGCUGGAAACGGUGCUUCCAAUGCUCCGCCGUUGCCGACAGACAGCGCAAGACCCUCGUGGGGUCCGAAUUCAGGGAGAUGA